Molecule: messenger RNA, 1113 nt
Organism: Podarcis muralis (Common wall lizard)
Lineage: Eukaryota; Metazoa; Chordata; Lepidosauria; Squamata; Lacertidae
Source: RefSeq, a predicted model, not a curated record
UUCAUCGGGCCCUGGCUGAAACUUUCCUGAUGUGCAAAUGUGAUGGCAUUUUGACUCACUGAGCAACAGUAUUCAUGCCUGAAAAUUGGGAAUACAGGGAAAUAAACAGUGGAGGGAUGUUGUGAAUGGGUCCCAAGGGGGUUUCAAACUUUUCCCAGCAGCUUCUGACAUUCUCCUUCAUGACAGUUUAGGAUCUUCCCCUGCAACAAGAGCUGGUGGUGGUCUAUAUUUGUCGCUUUUGCUCAUCGCUGCUGACAUCCCUCGCAGAAAGAAGCGGCUGUCUCGUGUUACAGCAAAAAGUCCGCAGUCGCCCAUCUAGAAACCUGGCAGAGAAUUGCCUUCGUAUGAAAAUCAAGACUUGUCAGGAGAGACAAAUGUGAAGUUUACUGCUAUCUGGGCACCAGAAGAAAUUGUGGAAUCUUUACACAGAAGGAUAGAUUGGCAUCCCGCCUUCUCGCUCCUGCAAUGGACACGGGAUCAAAAGAGAACGAGGCGGAGCCCCCCAGAUUCUACCACUUGGAGCUUUAUGACUCAGCUGAAGACCUGGAGCUCUUUUCGGAAGAGCCCUUCCGGAGGCGAGAUCUGGGCUUGUGCGAAACCAGUAAGACUCAAGGCACAGAGGAGCAAAGGUUGCCUUCCGUGGGCAACGCAAGAGAGAGCGACAAAGGGGAAGAUACAUACUGCAUUACGUGCUGCGUCCCGAUCAGAGCCGAUGGUCAGCAGAGUGGCGACCACAGUGAGCACGAGGUCAUUCCUCUUAGCAGCGUGGUGGAAAUUGCAAAGGAUGAGUUUCGGAAAAACGUAUGCAGACUGGAAGAUCAGAUCACUCACCUGGAGAGCUUUUCUAGCCACUUGGAGGAAAUUUUUAUCACCAUCGAGGAGAAUUUUGCUAGGCAGGAGCAGAACUUGGAGAGGGGCUACAAUGAUCUCAUGUUGACCCUCGAGCAAAGGUAUGAGGAAGUCAUGCAGGCUUUGGGGGAAGAGAAGAAGGAGAAGCUGGAAGGAUUGUAUGAGCAGCUGGUCAGCUGUGGAGGCAACCUGGACACAUGUAAAGACCUGAUGGAAACCAUUGAGGAUCUCAGCCAAGGUGAAAAUAAAGUGAAUGCAAUCAAG